CAAGUUUCUGACUUCAGCUGCAGCAAGGGGAAACAAUGCCAUUAAAGAGGGAAAUGGGAGGAGAGUGGUCACAUGGGGGAGUAAGGUAAAGUCCUUAGGUCAAGGACUAUGAGAUGGCCCAGGAUUUUGAAAGAAGUCAGAAAGUAGAUACUACAUGAAUCGGAAGAAAUAGAAGCUCAGCACCAUGGGCAAUCAUCUCCCAUUUACGACUUUCUCCAUUCUGGUGUAUCUCUCCCAGCUUCCUUGGAUGACAUGUGAAGAGAACUGUGUGAAUUCUGAGCACUGUCUGACCACUGACUGGGUCCAUCUCUGGUACAUCUGGCUCCUGGUGGUGAUUGGUGGGCUAUUCCUUUUGUGUGGACUGACCUCAGUCUGUCUCCGCUGUUGCCUCAGUCGACAGCAGACAGGAGAAGAGGUGGGCCCCCCACCAUAUGAAGUGACGGUCAUUGCUUUUGACCAUGACAGCACCCUUCAAAGCACCAUUACUUCUCUUCAAUCAGUCUUUGGACCAGCAGCCCGCAGGAUUUUUGCAGUAGCUCACUCUCACAACCCUGUGCAGAUACCUUCUUUGUCCUCAACCCUGGAGACGCCCCCAGGCUAUGAGGAAGCUCUGCACAUGAGCCGCUUCACAGUGUCCAGAUGUGGGCAGAAAGCUCCUGAUCUGGCUCCAGUACCUGAAGAGAAGCAACUGCCGCAUGGGGAGAAGGACGUUCCCCAACAACAUGUGGAGGACACCUCCAAUUAACAGUCUUACUUGGAGUCCCUAAGAUAGCUAUUCUGGGUUCAAGGUAGUCUGUGAGUCUGUAGCCACUCAAAACUCUAACUUUUGAGCCUCUUUCAAUAUGUUUACUUCUUUCUCUAGUCAGCCAGAGGACACAAUUUGUUCAAAACAAAGGCAUUUAAUGAAAUAAUGUAGUCAUAAAAAUCAAAAUAGAACAUUCCUUCCCAUAAAUCUGGAGAAUAUUCUCCCACAAAGAUACACAUUGGUGUGGUGGUGGGAAAUGGGCAUAAGAGGGGCACGCACUUAGAGAAUGUGUUUCUAAGAACCACAUGUGAACGACCAAAUCACCUUCAGAGCUUCAGGAUCACAAGUGUCUUCUGAUGAAGUCAUCCUGUUUUUCUCAUUGCUCUUGUUCCUUGAUUGCUCCUCCCUGUAUUGAAUCUCCACUGGGCGUAUUUUUCUGCUAGUUCCUGAUAGUUUUGCAAAGACCUAUGCACAUGUAGUCCCAUAUGGGGACUGCUUUUCUGCUAUCCAUUGAUCUAAUGUUAACUUCUGGGUAUAAUAAUCUCUGCAGGACAUUCUCCCUGCUCCCAGUUUCUAGAUUUCUUUUCUUUUAAGUUACUUGAUGUCCAUCUCUACUCUUACUCAUGAUAUAGUGGCUUGAAUCUCCCCCUACUAAGAGCAUAGCGAAUGAGCUUUAGUCAAAGCCAUCACAUUCUACUAGCAAAA
Molecule: messenger RNA, 1450 nt
Organism: Sarcophilus harrisii (Tasmanian devil)
Lineage: Eukaryota; Metazoa; Chordata; Mammalia; Dasyuromorphia; Dasyuridae
Gene: TMEM52B
Product: transmembrane protein 52B
Exons: 6
Coding region: 185-745 (186 amino acids)
Source: RefSeq, a predicted model, not a curated record